Messenger RNA from Eruca vesicaria subsp. sativa (arugula), 2280 nucleotides. Lineage: Eukaryota; Viridiplantae; Streptophyta; Magnoliopsida; Brassicales; Brassicaceae. The record is from the annotation of a GenBank genome assembly.
UGAACAUCGGCGUAUAGCUUGAGAGUAUUUUUGUCAUCGCCGGUGAGAGCUAAACCGAUUAUGCGGCGGUUAAGAUUAACCAAAGUAGCUAGUUGAGGGUUCGUCUAUGGCUUACAAACUCUCUCUUAAGCAAAGAAAGGUCAAGACUUUAUAAGCAGAGACGAGGAAAGGAGAAGACUUUAAGAGACCCAAACGACACCGUUUAGAGUGAGAGAAACAGAGAAAUGCGUAGAUUCUCAACUAUACUCGAUCUUUGCCUCAGCAAACGCCGUCUUCUCUUACCAUCUUCUCAUGCAAAUUCUCGAAUUGAUCUAAUCUCCAAAAGGUUUCACAUUUCCAGAGUUCUCAGACAUGACUCCAUGGAGCCAACGGAGAGAAUCAAUGGGUCUGCGUUUGUUUCUCCAAAGAAUAACCAAUACGAGGAUGAACUCCCCGGUGACGUGGAGAAAAUCUACAAAAUAUUACGAAACUACCAUUCUAGGGUUCCGAAGUUGGAGCUUGCUCUCAACGAAUCAAACAUCGAUCUUCAACCCAAACUAAUCGUCCAAGUACUGAACCGUUGCGGCGACGCUGGGAAUCUAGGUUACAGAUUCUUCCUCUGGGCAUCGAAGCAACCUAACUAUCACCACAGCUACGAAGUCUGCAAAUCGAUGGUGAAGAUUCUCAGUAAAAUGCGUCAAUUCGGAGCUGUCUGGGCCUUACUCGACGAGAUGAAGAACGAGAAUCCGUCCUUGAUCGAUCCAGAGCUUUUCGUUGUGUUGAUGCGGAGGUUCGCUUCUGCUAACAUGGCGAAGAAAGCAGUCGAGGUGCUCGACGAAAUGCCUAAGUACGGGAUUCACCCUGAUGAGUUUGUUUUCGGAAGUUUGUUAGAUGCGUUAUGUAAGAACGGUAGUGUUAAGGAAGGUUCGAAGCUUUUGGAGGAUAUGAGAGAGAGGUUUCCUCCGAAUUUACGGUUAUUCACUUCGUUGUUGUAUGGUUGGUGUAGGGAAGGGAAGUUGAUUGAAGCUAAAAAUGUUUUGGUUCAGAUGAAGGAAGCAGGGAUUGAGCCUGACGUUGUUGUGUUCACUAACUUGCUUAGUGGUUAUGCUCACGCUGGUAAAAUGGCUGAUGCGUAUGAUCUUAUGAAGGAUAUGAGGAAGAGAGGGUUGGAGUUGAAUGCGAACUGUUACACGGUUUUGAUACAGGCGUUGUGUAAGAUGGAGAAGAGGAUGGAUGAGGCGAUGAGGGUUUUUGUUGAGAUGGAGAGGUAUGGAUGUGAGGCGGAUAUUGUGACUUACACCGCGUUGAUUAGUGGGUUUUGUAAGUGGGGGAUGAUUGAUAAGGGUUAUAGUGUUUUAGAUGAGAUGAGGAAGAAAGGAAUUGUGCCGUCUCAGGUGACGUAUAUGCAGAUAAUGGUGGCUCAUGAGAAGAAGGAACAGUUUGAGGAGUGUUUGGAGUUGAUUGAGAAGAUGAAGGAGAGAGGUUGUCAUCCAGAUCUUUUGAUUUACAAUGUGGUGAUUAGAUUGGCGUGUAAGUUGGGAGAAGUGAAAGAAGCGGUUAGGUUAUGGAAUGAAAUGGAAGCUACUAAUGGUUUAAGCCCUGGAGCUGAUACCUUUGUUAUUAUGAUCAAUGGAUUUACAAGCCAAGGUUAUCUAGUUGAAGCAUGCGAUCACUUUAAAGAAAUGGUAAGCCGGGGGAUAUUCUCUGCGCCGCAAUAUGGAACGUUGAAGACGUUACUGAACACUCUUGUUAGAGAUGAUAAGGUGGAAAUGGCGAAAGAUGUUUGGAGUUGCAUAUCGAACAAAAGCUCUACUUGUGAGCUGAAUGUAGCAGCUUGGACAAUAUGGAUCCAUGCUUUGUUGGCGAGAGGUCACGUGAAGGAGGCGUGUUCGUAUUGUUUGGAAAUGAUGGAGAUGGACUUGAUGCCGCAGCCUGAUACUUAUGUGAAGCUCAUGAAAGGGUUGAAUAAACUGUACAAUAGGACGAUUGCGGCAGAGAUAACAGAGAAGGUUAUGAAGAUGGCAAGUGAGAGGAAUAUGAGUUUUAAGAUGUAUAAGAGGAAAGGUGAGGAGGAUUUGAUAGAGAAAGCUAAACCUAAAGGGAGUAAAGAAGGGAGGAAGAAAGGAACAGGUGAUCGUAAUACUAAUAAACAUAAGUGGGGAGGUGAACAAAGUAGAGCUAGAAUAUUUUGACAUUAUUAUUACCUCAAGUUUUCAAACGCUGUUCACGUUUUUGCUCUGUUUCAUUACAUUACCUUUUGAUUUUCUUCUUGUUUUGGUCUCUUUGCUAAGAUAUAAAGUU